Xenopus laevis (African clawed frog) is the source of this 3113-nucleotide messenger RNA. RefSeq names its product THAP domain containing 12 S homeolog (gene thap12.S). The coding region runs from base 267 to 2528 and encodes 753 amino acids. Lineage: Eukaryota; Metazoa; Chordata; Amphibia; Anura; Pipidae. The transcript has 5 exons. The record is from RefSeq and is a predicted model, not a curated record. Gene Ontology annotation, molecular function: DNA binding.
CGAUCAUGUGACUUACUAACCAACAGGCGCCUACUCUAUGGUUUUUCAGAAUCGUACGGCCGUUACCAUUGAAUAGAAAGGAGCAGCGAGAGCGGCCGCGCGGGGCAUGCCGGGACGGCUAUUUGGCGGCAGGCGCUGAUUCCUCCAGACCGCGCACAGCAGUGUGUAGCUACACAGGCCUCUCUGUACCACGGGCUCGGAGCUCAGUGUCCCCCUCGGUGAGGGGAGGAGGGGUCCGGUUAUUAUUUUUAUAAUAAGAGAACAAAAUGCCGAAUUUCUGCGCUGCCCCGAACUGUACGCGGAAAAGUACCCAGUCCGACCUGGCCUUCUUCAGGUUCCCCCGGGACCCGGACAGGUGCCAGAAAUGGGUUGAAAACUGCAGAAGAGCCGACUUAGAAGAUAAAACACCCGAUCAGCUGAAUAAACAUUACCGACUGUGUGCCCAGCACUUUGAGGAUUCCAUGAUCUGCAGAAGUAGUCCCUACAGGACCGUCCUUCGAGAAAAUGCCAUUCCCACCAUAUUUGACCUUACGAGUCACCUGAAUAACCCGGGGAGGCGCAGGAAGAGAAUCAAGGAACUGACUGAAGAGGAGAUUCGGAUGCUAAAGGAACGAAAGUAUGACGCUGUAGUUCCAGAUCAAGAAAAUCAUAAAUCUAAUAAUGACCUUGAAGUACACCAAGUGGAGGUAGUACAGUUAGGUCAAGGACCAACGUUAACGGCAGAAGAAAAGGAAAACAAAGACUAUCUGAAGUCCCUGUUUGAAAUUUUAAUACUAAUGGGCAAGCAAAAUAUUCCUUUGGAUGGUCAUAACUCUGAAGUCCCCACAGGGGUUUUUAUACCCGAUAGCUUCCAGGCUUUGCUGGAGUACAGGAUCAAUUCUGGAGAUGAAAUUUUGAGGAAACGAUUUGAGACGACCGCUGUGAACCUGGAGUACUGCUCCAGAACACAGCAGAGACACAUGUUAGAGAUAUGCGAGAGCUGCAUACGAGACGACAUACUCCGAGAGGUCCGUGAUGCCAAUUUCUUUUCCAUUGUUACGGAGGAUGCCGUCAGUUUAGGUGGGGAGGAGCACAUGCCUGUAUUUGUUAGGUUCAUAGAUGAAACAAAUAACCUCAGAGAAGAGUUUAUUGGAUUUCUAACUUGCGAAGGUGACGCUAAAACCUUGGCCUUAAAUUUCCACACUACUCUGACAGAAAAGUGGGGCCUAAACAUGGAAUUCUGUCGUGGGCAAGCUUACGUCACCUCGAGCGGCCUCUCUGCUAACGUGAAAUUUGUAGCCUCUCAGUUGUUAGAAAUGUAUCCGCAGGCUGUUCAUACCCUGAGUUCUACAUGUGCCUUAAAUAUAUGGCUGGCCAAAGUGGUUCCUGUGGCCGGGGUUUCCAUUGUUCUUGGUACUCUGAAAGAUCUUUACUCCUUUUUCCAAAAAUUGCCCCAGCUGAAAGUAGAAUUGGAAAGGACUAUCCACGUCCUCUUUCAAGGUAACGAGGAGAAGGCAGCCGAUUAUAAGAACUUACUCCAAACCGAGUGGAUAAGCAGACACGAUACGUUCGAGAUUAUAGUUGGCCUUCUGCAGGCCUUUAUCCUCUGCCUGGACAAAAUUGCUUCGGAUAACUCUUUUAAAUGCAACACAAAGGUAACCAGCCGUGCAUUUAUUCUCUCAAGUGCCUUGAGCGAUUUUGACUUUCUUGUGACUGCUGUGAUAUUAAAGAAUGCCCUGUCCUUCACACGAGCGUUUGGGAAAAAUUUACAAGGCCUGACCUCGGACAUAUUCUCUGCAGCCAACAGUUUGACUGCAGUGCUUCACUCGCUGAAUGAGGUGAAAGAAAACAUUGAGGUGUAUCAUGAGUUUUGGUUUGAGGAGGCUACCAACCUCGCAGAGAAGCUUGGUGUCCAAGUCAAGCUGCCAAGCAGAUUUCAUACGUUGCAGCUGACCGAUCUCCAGCCGGAUUUAACGGUGGAAAGCUUUUACAAAGAUGCACUCAGCCUCCCAACUGUUGAACAUGUGAUUCAAGGACUGAAAGAUAUAUUUUCAGAGCAGCAUUUAAAAGCGCUCAAAUGCUUAUCAUUAGUUCCCUCUGUGAUGGGCCAGCUGAAAUUCAGCACCAGCGAGGAGCACAAUACUGACAUGUACAAAUGUGAUCUACCCAACCCCGACACACUCUCCGCCGAGCUCCAUUGUUGGAGGGUGAAGUGGAAACACAGAGGAAAAGACGUGGAACUUCCGUCGAACAUCUACGAGUCUCUCCACUUGUCAGACAUAAAGUUCUUCCCCAACGUUUUGGCUCUCCUGAAAGUUCUCUGCACCCUCCCCGUGAUCCGAGUGGACAACGAGAAGUAUGAGGUUGGACGGAAGCGAUUGAAGGAGUAUCUGAAAAACACGGCUGUAGAGCACAGGUCAUGCCAACUGGCAAUGCUGAACAUAAAUUAUGAUUCAAAACAUGAUUUAGAUUUAAUGGUUGACACUUACAUUACAAUGUACGAGGAAAACAGAGCUGUGGCCAAUUCAGAAAUGUCUGAAGAGGUUUGAGAUUUGCCAGUGGGGUAUUUAUUAUUGAGAUUUUGAGAGCAACGAAAGAAAAAUGGAACGAGAAACCCUAAGCUACUUGUUUUGUGUCUUUUUGUGAAUGGAAAAACGAGAAUGUCUUAAUGCAGAUCUUUUAAAAAGGUCGUUGAACAUGUAACUUUUGUGCGUUUGAUAUUUCAAUACUUUUAUAAUAGGGCAGUAGACCGUUGUAAGCUGACGCUUGUUUUUUUUGUUCUUUUUUUCAUUUUUAUGAAAUACGUGGAGCCCUGUAUAUAUGUACAUGGCGUGCUAAAUGUUUUAUGAAUAUUUAAAGCAGAUGCCAUAAGUGUGUGUAGCACUUUAAGCGAUUGUUGCCACAGUUACUCAUGGAUGCUCUGAUUUGCCAGAGGGGUUAACCAGAAGACUCUUCUUUCAUUGUAAAAGGAGGAGAACUAGUUGUGAUUUUCCCACAACACGUUAAAUAUGUACAAAUUUCCUGUUUGUAUUUUUAUACAGAAAAUUGUCCUUUUUUUUUUUUUUUUUGCCAAGAAAACGGCUGUUUCUAGAGGAAACUUGUUUUAAGAAUCCAAUAAAAUAUUCUUAAAUGUG